AUGGAACCUAAUAACUCUGAAAAAAUCAAAGUUGAAAUUAAUCCCCAGAUUAACCAAGAAAUUUUUGAUAUCAAAGUUUUUAAAGAUGGUUCAAAAAUAGGUCAAUCCAUUUUUGACAACAUAGAUGAUAUUGAGACCAGCAGUGUUUUAUCAGUUCAAUCGGCAAAAGAUAGAUCAUCUUUUUAUUUGAGUGAUGAUGAUACCAACCUUUCUGAUAUAUAUGAUUUUGAUUUGAUUAAUUUUAAUGCUUUACAAGAAGAUAUAGAGGCAUUUUUUGAACAAUCUUGUUCUUCAAUCUUUAGAAUAGAUCAAAAGAUAAGCAACAAUACUCCUUAUCUUGUAAUUAUGAGGGAUGGUUCUGAAUAUGUUGUACGUUUAUCAUCUCCUAUCAAUCAAAUUCACAAAUAUUCUAAAGCUUAUACAUCAAAAAGAUUACAAAGUGAAGCUUCUAUUAUCAAUUACGUAGCUAAACAUACUGAUAUUCCAGUUCCUGAGAUAUACUAUUGGAAUGAUGAUAAUGAAAACGUUAUUGGCACUGAUUUUGUAAUAAUGAAGCAUUUACGUGGUAUUCCUCUAUGUGAUGAAUGGCUGGAUCUUACAUUUGAAGAAAAGCAAGAUGUCUUGCUUCAAAUAAUUGAUAUUUUGAUGAAAUUAAAAACUUUACGAUUUCCAGAAAUAGGAAGUUUGUAUUCAAAUGAAUGUAAAGCUAAUGAUCAAAUAGUUGUCGGUGAAUGUAUCUUUCAUGUUUUUAUGCUAUCAGGAAGAGAUGAAACAAACAAUGCUAAUUUUGGUCCAUUUACAACUACUCGAGAUUUCUUACAUGCCGCUUUAGAUAAAGAAAUUAAAUUCCUUGAUGGUAAAGGUGGUGAAUUUAAAGAAUUAUGGUGUCCCAUUCAAAAACAAUUGGCUGAAUUGUUCUAUAAUCAUUUUUCUGAUAAAUAUCAUGAUAAUACUUUUGUUUUAUGUCCAUCGGAAUUAACUGCUAGUAAGAUUUUACUUGAUCGUGACUUUGAUAAUAAGGUUUUUAUCUCUGGUUUCCUUGCUUGGGAUUGUACCGGUUCAUUACCAAUGGAAUGCCUUUUUCAAGAUCCUACGUGGAUUAGAAAUAAUAAUUCUGAUAGCUUGAAAUAUUCAGAUGAAAGAAAAAGUGAAAAUCUUCAACUUCAAUAUUUCUUUUGUCAAGAAUUAUAUUCACGAGAUCCAGAUAUCGAAUUUAUUUGUAGAGAUGAAGUGAGAAUUCUAUUUUUUACAAUUAUUCUCCGACAAUUUUUAUAUCCUUGGUCUAUUUCUGAAUUCAUGCAAGAAUUGCAUGAAAUAAUUGAAGAAGAAUUGGAAACUGAAUGGACAAAAUAUGAUGAAGAAGAAGGAUAUAUUAGAUGUAAUGAUAUGUCAAAAUAUAAUUUAAAUGAAAUAGAAUGCGAAAGAAUAUCAAGUUUAGAAAUUUUUGCUGAGAAUGAAAGGGAAUAUGAAAAUAAUCGAGAUGAUAAACAAUGUGAAUAA
This is a messenger RNA of Cetraspora pellucida, 1500 nucleotides long. NCBI's taxonomy places the organism in Eukaryota, Fungi, Glomeromycota, Glomeromycetes, Diversisporales, Gigasporaceae. The record is from the annotation of a GenBank genome assembly.